Messenger RNA from Exophiala dermatitidis NIH/UT8656, 3410 nucleotides. RefSeq lists its product as uncharacterized. Bases 1146 to 3020 code for a protein of 624 amino acids. Gene Ontology annotation, cellular component: MUB1-RAD6-UBR2 ubiquitin ligase complex. The record is from RefSeq and is a predicted model, not a curated record. Gene Ontology annotation, biological process: ubiquitin-dependent protein catabolic process; establishment or maintenance of cell polarity. The transcript is spliced from 2 exons. NCBI's taxonomy places the organism in Eukaryota, Fungi, Ascomycota, Eurotiomycetes, Chaetothyriales, Herpotrichiellaceae.
GGCUUGGCCGGAAGAAUUGAGCCUUGGAACCGCAGUUGGAGGGGGCUGGAUCAGUCAAGCAGCAGUCAGUAGUGGACACCACUGGUUACAAGAGCCACAAUUACCCUGGGUAGGGACCCCGAUCGAUCAUCAUUCACUUCCUGGGACACAACCAGUGCAACGGGAGAAGAACCAGAGGAAGCGAUAUACAACACAGUGGUAGUCGGGACCACGUUAUAUCAUAGAAAUUAUAUGGUUUGGGAACAGACCGCAUUGCGGCUCAUUUAAUAGAGGCAUUUUAUUAUUACGAGGCCUUGAGAGUGUCCCUGCGCAGGUGCUGCUGCUGCCAGCGAAAUACCUCGAGCCGUCACUGGAACUUUCAGCCAGGGAGUCACCCAAUCUCGAGACAGCCAAAACACCAGACCGCAGUCUGCAGUCCUGCUUAGCGAACUAAAAAGUCCACCACCACUACAGUGCGCCUCCUCACUCUCUUCUCAAGUUGCCAUCAUCUUCACUCCGCGUCGUUCAGACAGACACCAAAGAUUCCAUCUCUAUCCGUUGUCCUCGUUUUUGAUCAAGCGGUGUCUGUUCCUGCUUGUCCGGCUGCCUCUGUCCCUGUCCCUGUUGCUGUUUGUCGAGUCCUCGCCAGUUCCAGCAGGUUUUCGAGUCUCCGUUUCAUCGCAUCUCAACUCCGCCAGCCAUCUCAUCUCCGCAGUCUAGCUCCCUCGUGUCCUCGAUUCGAACCGCCACACUCCUUACGAAGCGCUCUCUGUGUUUGUUUCGAUUAAUGAUCUAACGAGGUAUCGAGCUCAGCAAGUCUACCACUGCGCACCAUCAAUCAAAAGAUCGUUCAUCCAGGAAGUUGCACCCACUACUUCCCUCCGGGACCACUCUUGGCUACUCCUGUCCUCCGGAUUUUGCUCUACACCUCGCCUGUUACUUCAUGGACCAUUGCCAAUCCAGAUACUGUACAGUCUAGCCAUAAAGGCAUAAUCUGGACAAAGGAAUUAUUACCAUAUCGAUCUGGAGUGGUCACGGAUCCGUCUCGGAAACAUUGAGUUAACACCUCGGAAGGGUUUCUACCCGUGCAGGGUGAAAGGAAGACACCAAGCUGGGUUGGCUGAACAUUUAUACGAUCAUAUCUGGAGCCUCUCAAUACAGGCAACAUGAGAGAGGUCAAUUUCAGCAUUCCUAAUGUCAACAAGGCCUCGGUCCAUAUUACGACAACUCUCUAUGACCGCCGAGCCCUGGACUGUACUUCGACCCUCCCACUCAUCAACUCCCUCAACCACUUAGCCUAUCUGACCACUUCUUCGGCCCGUAUACGAGACAUUCUCACCGUCGAUGGCGGUAUCGAGCGGCUGGUCUGCAUUUUGAAAGAAGGCCGGAGUAAAGAUGAGAUGCAUAUGUGGAAGUGGAACCUCGCAUUCCAAUGCAUUGUCAAUAUUGGGGUUCGAGGCUCAGAAAAUGUUCGGACGCGGGUAGUGGAAGCAGAUAUGGUCCCAGUCAUCGCAACUAUUUUGUACGACUAUAUUUUGGUGAUCGAAAUGGAAAAAGCCAAGGCCGACGCCGAACAGGAAAAGCGCCAUGGUUCGAAACAUUCUGGGAGUUCCAGAGCGUCCAAACUUUCACGGGAAUUGACACAGGAUUCCACCUCGAGAAGUUCCUUCUUGGAGCACCUCAACGCCACAGAUCAGCGUUCGGCCCGUCGACAAGCCCCUCCCCCUUCACUGGAUCUUCCCCAGUCCUUUUCCCAGUCCUUUACUGGCACAGAUCCAGGUCCUUCAGAAGGAGUCCCCUCUUCCACAGUCCUCACCUCGCCUCCAGAACGAACCGUCUUUCCCCGACGCGACGUGCGUCAUCAUACGAGGGGCCAUGAAAGCAGAGGGUCCUUCCACAGGUCUGAAAACCUGCAACCUCCAGCCACCGCUGUGCCCUCCACGGAGACCCCCGAUGGCUUCCCGCUCCAACCUGUGCGUGAAGUGGACAGACUCCCGUCGAUGUUACCAUCGUUGAACACGGGUGUCACAUCUCGCCCCGAUUCACCAACCACGCCUUCUGCACCGAUCUCCCGGGGAAUACUUUCGCCAACUGGCCGUCGUCUUAGAAGGCCGUCUAUCCGGCACCAAAACUCCACCACAGACGAACCUGAUGAUGAUGUUGUCUUGGGGGAUAUUACUGCGGCUGAGGAAGACAUCAUUGGCCCCGAAGGUGCAACCGGAGGUCGAAGCAGAGGACAGUCCCGCGAACCCAGUCCUCAAGAUCCAAGCGACGAGGCCGAUAGACCCCAACCGCUGCUCCUCACCAUUCCUCCUCAACAAGCCCGAGAGAUAGACAAUGUUGAUAUCGCUCAACAAACACCGAUUGUCGCGGGCAUGGCCAAUCCUCUGGGGCCUACUGCACACGAGGCCAUGGGUGUAUCUCCUAUCCCCACUGCACCUGCCACCGCCGCAUCCCCUGCGAUCCCGCUGAACGCUUACCCGAAUUUUUUUCUGAGGAAUGCUACUGCGACAGCGUCGACGACGGCUCUGAUGCCCAGGGAUGAGGAUGUCUUGAUGGGCCUUCAGUUACUCGCGUAUAUUUCAAAGUACUGUUACCUUCGCCAGUACUUCCAGAAGACCCAUCUUGUCCCGAGACUGCGUAUCGAUCGAGAGGUUGAGCGUAUUUACGGGCCCACAAGGGGUAUACCUCUUCCAGAACCCACCGAAGAUGAUGAAGAGGAAUUUCUACAACCAGACAACUAUAACAUAUUUCCCCUGGUGGAAAAAUUUACAGUCCGACACCAUUCAAAAGACAUGCAAUACUGGGCAUGCGUGGUGAUGCGCAAUCUGUGCAGAAAAGAUGACGCGAGGGGGGGCAUUCGCCAAUGCGCCAAUUACCAAUGCGGAAAAUGGGAGGAGUAUACCCGGCAAUUUGCGAAAUGCAGACGUUGCCGGCGGACUAAGUAUUGCAGCAAGGAAUGCCAACGUGAAUCAUGGAGCAUGCACAGGCACUGGUGUCAUCUAGAAAAUGUUUAUUUAAGCAGGCGAUCCAAUGCAUAAGCUGUUCUUGAGCAAAAUCGCAUAUCCCUGGCGCAUCAUGGGAGGAGCAUUGGCGUUUGUUUGUCGACUGGGGGCUUUUCAGCGGGAAUGGUGUUAUGAUCAGUUCCCAUCCAUGACGAUUCCCAAGAGUUGGUACCAGUGAUUGUACAGCGAGGCGGCGCUUGUGGUCGAGGCGCGUGGAAACUUCUGGGCACAUAUUUACCUACCGACACCCGAUGACAGGACGUGAACAGAACAUAGCAGGAAAGGGCCUUGGGGUUGUCGGUUGACGUUGCGAUGUAUCUAUUGACUGAUGCAGCUGCUAACGCUUCACGAACUGUUUAGCGACUCUAUGUGUAAUAUGAUGACUUGAUUGGCGCAAAAUAUGAACAUCAUGUUCUCCAGUAUAAA